ACAGAGAGGAGCGCAAACUCAAGUGGAAGGGGGGGGGGUUGAACCGAGGACGUGUGGUUUUCUUGGGAAGGCAAGUCGUGUGCUGCUCAUCGGCCUCUCUGGACCGUAUUCAACCACCGAGACUCUCGCUGGAUCCGCCCGGAUAAAAAUAACCUGCUUCCAAGGUCCCAACCAUGAGGACCCGCGUGUGGAUUUACCAAGCUGUGGUGUGUGUGGUGGUCACUGUAUUAAACACAGGGUUUUGUCGGCCUCCGAUGUUACAGAAGUACGAAAAGAGCGAAAGUCGCAUGCUGGUUUGCGCGGACUGCCCUCAGCCCCUGGUACGAAAAGUCCGAUCGCAGGAGAACUGCGCGCACAAGUGCAAGAAUGUCAAGAAAAACUUCACCUGCCGGGCUUUCAACUUUCAACGGCACACCAGGAAGUGCUACUUGCUUCCCUUCGACCGCUUCACCCGCGGCGUGCAGAAGCAGGCCGACGUCAACUUUACCCUGUAUGAAAAAAAAGAUUACAUAAGGGAGUGUAUCGUCGGCACCAAGGACGACUACAGAGGGAGGAGGUCUUGGACCAAGUCAAACAUCACUUGCCAAGCUUGGUCAGAUAAUAACAUCAAUGAACACACGUUUUAUCCUGAUAGGUACACAGCCCACGACCUGAGGGAGAACUUCUGCAGGAAUCCCAACAACGAUCCCGGUGGUCCGUGGUGCUACACCACAGACCCCAACGUGCGAGCCGAGGAGUGCGGCGUGCCGCAGUGUUCAGAGGAAGUCUGUAUGACGUGUAACGGGGAAAGUUACCGGGGAAAACUUGACCACACGGAGAGUGGCAAGGAGUGCCAGAGGUGGGACUCACCCAGGCCCAACAAGCACCACUUCCAGCCCAAGAAGUAUCGGCACAAAGACUUAAGGGACAACUACUGUCGCAACCCAGACAAUCGUCUCCGUCCCUGGUGCUACACCAUGGACCCCAAAACCCCGUGGGAGUAUUGCAACAUCACUCUGUGUGAUUCUGACUCGUGUGAAGACAUAGACGUCAACGUCACGACGUCCUGUGUCCAGGAAAAGGGCACCGAUUACCGCGGCACGAUGAACGUCACGCCAGAGGGUGUGAGGUGUCAGCGAUGGGACUCCCAGUCGCCCCAUAACCACUCCUUUCUUCCUCAGAACUUCAGAUGCAAUUUUCGUAUGUGCUACAGGGACCUCAGAGAGAACUACUGCCGUAACCCCGACGGUGCAGAUUACCCAUGGUGCUUCACUACGGACCCGAGUCAAAGGACAGCCAACUGCACCCACAUCCCCAGGUGUGACGCUGAGGCCACAGAAAAAAAUGAGUGUUAUGAGGACAACGGAGAGGCAUAUCGGGGCACUUUAUCCAUAACUCGAUCCGGUAUUCCCUGUGCAGACUGGUCACAUCACAUCAACAGCGGGGAUUCUCACUCCACGGAGUCCCAUGUAGGGCUGGAGAAGAAUCACUGCAGGAACCCGGACCGGGACAAACAUGGCCCCUGGUGUUACACCAAUCCAAAUAACCGUCUGGCCUGGGACUACUGUAACCUCAAGCACUGUGAAUCAGCUGCAGUGGCUCCGCAAUCCAACACUUUAACUGGGCCCAAGAUAUCGUGUUUUGUGCAUAUAAACACAAGAAUUGUGGGAGGACACCAAGUGCGAGGUACAGAUGGAAGCUGGGUGGUCAGCAUCCAAAGAGAGAAGGUCCAUUUGUGCGGGGGCUCGUUGAUCAGAGAAGAUUGGAUUUUGACAGACCAACAGUGCUUCACCUCCUGUGUUCCAGAUCUCCGGGAUUACACCGUGCAGGUUGGUCUGCGCCACCUCAACGAGUCCUCCGGCCACCCGAGACUCCGCAUCUCUCGCCUGAUCUGUGGCCCGGAAGGAUCCAACCUGGUUAUGCUGAAACUGGUGGACCCGGCCCCGGUGUCUGAAGGGGCCUCCACCAUUCAUCUUCCAGUAAAAGAGUGUCACAUCCCCGAGGGCACCAACUGCACCAUGUAUGGAUGGGGGGAAACCAAAAACACGGGACACGAUGAGGCGCUGAACGCUCUGACCAUGCCCAUGGUCAACAACGACAUGUGCUCGCAGAUCAAAGGCGACGCCGGGGAAAGACGAAUAUGUGCCGGCGGGAAGAGAGGAGAAGGCGUGUGUGACAAAGACAACGGCGGUCCGUUGGUUUGCCAGGAACACGAGCGCAAAGUGGUCAUCGGCGUGAGCAUCCAGAGGACCAAAUGCGCCUCGUCGCAGCCCGCGCUGUUUGUCAACGUGGCCUUCUACUCGGAGUGGAUAUACAAAGUGUUCAGGCUUUACCCCAGUUUGGAGAGGAACUGAUGACGUGGCAGGUGGGGGGGGAG
Molecule: messenger RNA, 2356 nt
Organism: Gasterosteus aculeatus aculeatus (three-spined stickleback)
Lineage: Eukaryota; Metazoa; Chordata; Actinopteri; Perciformes; Gasterosteidae
Gene: hgfa
Product: hepatocyte growth factor a
Biological process (GO): proteolysis
Molecular function (GO): serine-type endopeptidase activity
Source: RefSeq, a predicted model, not a curated record